Echinostoma caproni is the source of this 1218-nucleotide messenger RNA. The record is from the annotation of a GenBank genome assembly. NCBI's taxonomy places the organism in Eukaryota, Metazoa, Platyhelminthes, Trematoda, Plagiorchiida, Echinostomatidae.
AUGCCAAAUAAUAAGAGGGUUAGACCAUCUAACACGGAUAAGGUAAGAACACACACUCCAAGACAUCCCCCGGGAUUAUCGGGUAAACGGAUUGGUUUAUGGUAUGCUGCUCAAAAUGCGAAUCGUAGAAAAGAUGAUAAGCCAUCUAAAAUUGUACCACUGGACAUUACGGGUAUUGAUCCUGCCCGUAUUCACAAUGUGAUUAACCAGUUUCGCUGUGCACAAAAUGCAGAUCCUACUGCGUGUAAGGACAAAACAUCAGUCAGUUCCGUGGGUUCGCGACAAAGCGUAAUCUCCCAAAGUACUAUGGAUUCGGUUUCUGAGACAGGCAUGACAAAUGAUGACUUGGAGGAAGUAGAAGAACUAAUUGAUACAAUGGGAGAUACCCUGGAUGUAUCCACACCUUCUGUUCCAUCCGCCAAAUCGAUUGAACCCAUUGGUACUGCAAGUGAAGUACUUUCUCGUCGUCCAGAGUUGGAUCGGUUGCUGGCUGAACAAUUAACUAUUCAACAAUCUUCUCCGCGCUAUUUAUCAAUGCUUCCGGGACGUCAAAAGCUGCCCGUCCAUGCUCAAAGACGUGAAAUAUUGGACGCAAUCGAGGCCAACCAAGCUGUGGUUAUCAGUGGUGCCACUGGAUGUGGGAAAACGACCCAAAUUCCUCAGUUUAUUUUGGAAGAUCAGAUUUCGCAAGGGAAGGGUUCAACAACGCGAAUUGUGGUGACUCAGCCUCGCCGGAUCAGUGCGAUCUCGGUAGCAGAGCGCGUUGCUGCAGAAAGAGGAGAGGAGAUCGGUCAAUCCAUUGGUUAUCAAGUACGUUUGGAACAUCGAUUUCCAAGACGUCACUCUGGUUCAAUCAUGUAUUGCACCACUGGUAUAGUGCUGCAGGGACUCCAGUCCGAUCCCAUGUUACGGACAGCCAGUCACAUUGUGGUGGAUGAGGUCCACGAGCGCGAAUUCCUCACGGAUUUUCUCCUCACUUUGCUUCGACGAAUUCGAGAGGUUCGACCAGAUCUGCGUAUUGUUCUUAUGUCCGCCACACUGAAUGCUGAUCGAUUUUCAGCAUAUUUCGAUAAUUGUCCAAAGUUGGAUAUUCCGGGUCGUUUGUUUGAUGUUCAAACAUUCUUUUUGGAAGAUGCUUUGCGCAUUACGAACAUCCGUCGGCCUUUCUUCCCCGUGUGCCAUCUGACUCCUUUCGCUGCAGCAUUGAAAUUAUUGUGA